UCCAAAUGCAUUAGGUUCCCGAUUCAUCGGAGGCGAUCACAUGAUUAAUGACCAAUCAGAAUUUGAAUUUAAAGAAGCAAAAAAUCAGGUGAUCAAGAAAGUGAAAGAGAACAGCAUACACAGUUCAUAUUUAACAGUUAAGUACAAGCAUGAUUUACGUUAUGCUGAUUUUAUUAAUCAGUAA
Cetraspora pellucida is the source of this 184-nucleotide messenger RNA. NCBI's taxonomy places the organism in Eukaryota, Fungi, Glomeromycota, Glomeromycetes, Diversisporales, Gigasporaceae. The record is from the annotation of a GenBank genome assembly.